AUGACUGAAGAGAAAAUAGGAGUAACACCAUUACUGAAAUCUGAUGUGAAGGCAAGUGGAAAUAAUACUAUGAUGACUUUUCACUGCAUCAUCCACCAAGAAAAUUUGUGCAAGAAGUCCUUCUCAAACUUUGAACAUGUGAUGAAUGUUGUUGUAAAAGUGGAUAAUUUCAUUCGGUCUAAAGGACUUAAUCACAGGCAAUUUCAACAGUUCUUGAGUGAUUUGGAAGCUGAAUAUGGUGGUGUUGUGUAUUAUGCGGAAGUACAUUGGUUGAGUCAAGGAAAGAUGCUUCAGCGCCUGUUGUCUUUGAGGAGUGAAGUUCAACAAUUCAUGGAAUUAAAAGGAAAUCUAUUCACAAGCUCACUGAUGAGAAAUGGUUGA
Messenger RNA from Stegodyphus dumicola, 381 nucleotides. RefSeq names its product general transcription factor II-I repeat domain-containing protein 2B-like. NCBI's taxonomy places the organism in Eukaryota, Metazoa, Arthropoda, Arachnida, Araneae, Eresidae. The record is from RefSeq and is a predicted model, not a curated record.